This is a messenger RNA of Cylas formicarius (sweet potato weevil), 1822 nucleotides long. RefSeq names its product DNA polymerase subunit gamma-2, mitochondrial (gene DNApol-gamma35). The transcript has 6 exons. Gene Ontology annotation, cellular component: cytoplasm; mitochondrion. The record is from RefSeq and is a predicted model, not a curated record. Gene Ontology annotation, biological process: mitochondrial DNA replication. Lineage: Eukaryota; Metazoa; Arthropoda; Insecta; Coleoptera; Brentidae. Bases 1 to 1104 code for a protein of 367 amino acids.
AUGUUAAAUACAAUUAUUAGUUUAUGUGAGAAACGGGGCUUUUUAAGAAAGUUGAUGCUGCCCAGAUUAAAUGCCGAGCAAUUUAAGUUUGGGCCGACUGGAUUGUUGUUACGGGAAAUUUUAAGAACUGAGUGGUUUUAUAGUUUAGUUAUCAAUAAGGAUAUCAGUAUUUUUCUAUCUGAUGAGAAUUUCACGGAAACUUACAAUUUUGCCAGAACACUUUGCAUGGACAAAUUACCAUUUGGUAUUGCUGAAAUUGUCGAAAAUAGAAGACACACCUCGGAUGGUGAGCUCAUCGCAUAUUAUAAUAGCAUAAUUAAAAAUGGAGAUAUAAAUUUUGCCAAGUUUUUUAAUAAAGAGGACCAAGCGCUACUAAGGUGUACAGUUUUUACUCCUGCUACAGAUUCAACUCAAUUUUUCCAUCAGUGGCAAAGACAGAGGAGAAUAUGGUGGCGCAAGUGUUCUCUGAAUCCAGGGCGAUAUCGCCUGACAGACAUUAAAACGGAUGAUUCGCAGAUGCAACAUGUCGAUAUUUUGGCAGAUUAUCCUUGGAAUUCUCAAAUCCUGGAAACAAUAGUGCUGCAUCCUUCGCCAAAAAAAAUAAAUAAAGUGCAAUUACAAUGCUGUUACAAGUUUAUGGAUGGGAAACGCAAAGUGGAAGCUCAUGCUGUGGUUAGUGAAAUAAAUAUGGCCGUAAUGUUCUUGAAUACCAUUUGUGAUGCGUUUGAUGAGACAACAUUUAACGCUAAGUCUCGGACAUUACUGAGACUUCAUAGGAAACUAGCCCCUUACAAAAUAAGUUUUGCAGUUUCCGGCACAACUUCAGCUGUUGUGUCUGAAUUGAAAGAUCUUGCUUUGUAUCUCACAAAACAGCUCAGAGUCAAUCAUGUGUCCACUUUAUAUCUCCCGAAUAACUCAAAAUUGACGUUGGAGGCACAAUGGAAACAAUAUGAUCAGCUCGGGAUACCUUUCAAUGUGCUUCUCAAUGAGGGCACUCUAAAGGAUGGGGUUGCUUAUCUAAGAAGCCGAGAUACCACAUUAAAAGAGCAAAUUCACAUCACCAAUCUCGUGGAUUAUGUAGAGAAAUUAUUUAAGAAUUACUAAGACAAAUGUGAGGACCUAACAGGAUCUUAGAGAAACAGUGAUGUCUAUAUAUAUAUAUGACAUUUAACAAACUGGAAAAUAGACUUAUACAAAUAUUUACAUGUGAAUUUACUAAACACAAUUCCCUACAUUUUUAGGUGCGCUUAAUUAGCUGUAGGAAGGAUGUUUUGGUAAUGUGUUUUAGUGUACAAGAAUUACAGGAAAUAUAAGAAAGCAUAAUUAAGCUACAAGCUGAAUUUUUACUAGAAUAAUAAUAAGAAAUAUUCCAAUUAUUGUCUAUAGGAGGUGCUUUUGAACAUUUUUUCAUUUAGAUGUUGCAUGUGCUAUAUCUUUGCAUGCAGAAAUUGCAUCCUAUCUUGAAGAACAAAUACGCUAAAUUAAUUACAGAAUUAUACUGAUGCCGACGUGGGGGCUUCAAUUCUACACUGGUUUUCCAGGCCUUAACUCCUUUUUUGCCUAAAUAUAUACUGCAAAUAUCGACGAUCUGUCAGCGGCCAUGUUUGUUGAAAACCGAAAAACGAAAUUUUAAAUCUCGCGCAUGCGCACGUUGAAUGGACCUUCUCAACAAAAAAUUACAUAGUUGCUUCAUGAGUUCCUGUAUUGUCAGCAUAGGCAGGGCCCCUAUAUGUUUAGUAGCUAUAUGGAUACACCCCCCCCUCACCUCACCGAAGACACCAAAAACUGCGGAUUCUGCAGGCAACAAUCGACCCGCACCACG